UCUCGCUGCUUCCGGUGGCGGCGGGCGGUUCCGGCGCGCGCCCAGGGCGGCGGCGCGCGGUAGGGGGCCGAGGGGUGCGUGUUGGCCUGGAUGGACGCCGCCGCGGCCGCCAUGCAGCUGACGGUGAAGGCGCUCCAGGGCCGUGAGUGCAGCCUACAGGUGUCGGAGGAUGAGCUGGUGUCCACGCUGAAGCAUCUGGUCUCCGAGAAGUUGAACGUCCCCGUGCGCCAGCAGCGGCUGCUGUUCAAGGGCAAGGCCCUGGCAGAUGGGAAAAAACUCUCCGAUUACAGCAUCGGGCCCAAUUCCAAGCUCAACCUCGUGGUCAAACCUCUGGAGAAGGUGUUACUGGAAGAAAAUGCCACACAGAAACUGGCCGAGGCCCCACCCUUGCGCCCACCCGCCUGGCAGCUGAUUGCCAAAGUCUUGGCCCGCCACUUCAGUGCCGCAGAUGCCAACAGGGUCCUAGAUCAACUACAGAGGGAUUAUGAGAAGUCCCUGAGCCGCCUGACCCUGGAUGACAUCGAACGUUUAGCCAACCGCUUCCUGAACCCCGAAGUCACUGAAGUUAAGGAGAAGGGGUUCUCUAAAUAAGAUUCACGGAGUGUGGGGAUGAGCCUGGCCAGGCUGCAAGCUGCAUGUAGCAUUAAAUGUGUCCUCAUGUUGCAA
Molecule: messenger RNA, 666 nt
Organism: Myotis daubentonii (Daubenton's bat)
Lineage: Eukaryota; Metazoa; Chordata; Mammalia; Chiroptera; Vespertilionidae
Gene: UBL4A
Product: ubiquitin like 4A
Biological process (GO): post-translational protein targeting to endoplasmic reticulum membrane; tail-anchored membrane protein insertion into ER membrane
Cellular component (GO): BAT3 complex
Molecular function (GO): protein-folding chaperone binding
Source: RefSeq, a predicted model, not a curated record